Corylus avellana is the source of this 798-nucleotide messenger RNA. The record is from RefSeq and is a predicted model, not a curated record. NCBI's taxonomy places the organism in Eukaryota, Viridiplantae, Streptophyta, Magnoliopsida, Fagales, Betulaceae.
AUGGAGCCCACAAAAAACCGAGAGGACAUGCAAAUGGCUAAUUUUAGAUCAACUUUGGAGACGUGCCAACUGGAGGAUCUUGGUUAUGUGGGUUCACAUUUUACUUGGAGGAACAUGCAAGAGGAGGAACAUUUUAUUAAGGAGAGGUAUGAAGCAGCAUGGAAAGAAAACAAGGAUUACAAUGUAAUAAUACGGAAGGUCGGAAAGGCAAAAAAUAGGCAGAUUGAGGGGGGGAAGUGCAUCACUAGAAAAUUGGAGGAAAGCAAGCAGGCCAUGUUUAAAUGGAGAAGAGCUAAUAGAGAUGCCUCAAAAGUAGCUAUCAACAAUUUGACGGAACAACUCCAUGGUUUACAAGGAGCUAAGGGGGAGCUGGAUAUGGUGGAAGUUCGGGCUAUUAAAAGGAAGCUUCAGGAGUGCAUGGAGGUGGAAGAUCUAAAGUGGCGCCAAAGGGCCAAGGAGACGUGGUUAGUGCAAGGAGACAAGAAUUCAAAAUAUUUUCACGCAUGUGCUUCUCAACGACGGAGUGCUAAUAAAAUUACAUCCAUUGCUGAUAAAGGGGGAAACAUUUUCACUACCCCGCAGGCAGUGGAGGAGAUUUUUCUCCAAUAUUUCCAAGGGGUUCUAACAACAUCCAACCCCUCAGGAGUGGAGGAGUGCAUUGAGGUGAUUCCGGGCGUUGUGAACGAAGCCAUGAACCAAGAAUUGAUGCAGGCCGUGACCAUGGAAGAAGUAAUUAAGCCAAACCUUAUCACAAAUGGCGCCUCUCAAGGCCCCGGGACCGGAUGGCUUUCCGGCUAG